AUGUCGAACCAAUUUAAGAAGAAGCUCAUCAUCAGAGCCUCUGGCCUCGCAAAGGGUGGAACUCUUCUCCUCACGUUCAAGCCUCUCGAAGACAUUGGAACUGCACAGCAGAAGGUCGCCUGGAAGGUUAUCCCGUUCGCAACCAACACCAACAAGAAGGCUCAAGCCGAAUACGUGAACCAGUAUGCUCGUUUUAUUGGUCCCCAGAUCGAUGACGACAACUUGAUCAGCCCAUCGACUUUCGGGAAUGUCAACGUCGGCGGUGCAGUAGACUUUACUUUGGACUCGGACAAGAACCUCUUGAUCAGCGAUACCGACAAGAACAAGAGGCCCGGCUUUGUAGUUGCAACAAACAGCACUGGAAAAAUCCAAGACAUCGCUAUCGGUCUCCAGCCCAACCCCAAGAAGGAUCCGGAGGCGAUCUUAUACUUCCCAAAAAUCGGUAACACGUCGCAAGUCGUCUGCAAGUAUCAUCCCAUUUUGCGCGCCUACAUGACCUCGGACUACCAGGAGACUGAAGUUAUCUCUGGUGAGAUCCAGACGGGUAUGAUCUGGGAGCGGGACCUCGCUCAGCUCGAGGAUACAACGAACUGGCGACUUACCUACAACGGCAGCACCGGCCAGUAUAGCCUUAACCCAGACGAGGAUUCGUAG
Serendipita indica DSM 11827 is the source of this 654-nucleotide messenger RNA. The record is from the annotation of a GenBank genome assembly. NCBI's taxonomy places the organism in Eukaryota, Fungi, Basidiomycota, Agaricomycetes, Sebacinales, Serendipitaceae.